Staurois parvus is the source of this 522-nucleotide messenger RNA. The record is from the annotation of a GenBank genome assembly. Lineage: Eukaryota; Metazoa; Chordata; Amphibia; Anura; Ranidae.
CACCGGGCAGGGGCCUCAGGCAACAGGCGGCAACCUACCCCUAGGCAGGGGUCUCGGGGACUCAACAGGACUCUAGCUGUGGAGUCUGGCAACAGCACAGCUCCUACCCAACUUUCUAGGGUCAUUGGGUUCACGGGGACUCAAUGAGUAGCGAUGGCUCAAGCACUCAGGGGCACCACAGGACAUGGUGUGGUCGGUGCACACAGUGGGGGCAGUUCAGAACACGGGUGGUCGGUGCACACAGUGGGGACAGUUCAGAACACGGGUGGUCGGUGCACACAACAGGGACAGUUCAGGACACGGGUGGUCAGUGCACACAGCAGGGACAGUUCAGAACACGGGUGGUCGGUGCACACAGCGGGGACAGUUCAGGACACUCACGGUAAGCAGCUUGCAGACCCUCAGCGGCAGGCGGCUCCAGACAGGGAUGACCAGCGGUCAGCGUUCCAGGGACAACCAGCGAUCAGCAGACAGCAGCAGCUCCCAGGGCACUCAGCAGCAGACAGCUUCCAGGGACACGCA